This is a messenger RNA of Mercenaria mercenaria, 2896 nucleotides long. RefSeq names its product baculoviral IAP repeat-containing protein 8-like. Bases 1041 to 2381 code for a protein of 446 amino acids. Gene Ontology annotation, biological process: regulation of cell cycle. Lineage: Eukaryota; Metazoa; Mollusca; Bivalvia; Venerida; Veneridae. The record is from RefSeq and is a predicted model, not a curated record. Gene Ontology annotation, cellular component: spindle microtubule; nucleus; cytoplasm. The transcript has 9 exons.
AAAUGAAUUCGUUAUGUUAAUUGGAAAAUAUCUUUUAUUUAUUUUUGUUUACAAAUAUAUAGUGUUUAACUUUUCAUUUAAUAACAUUGCUUUUGACUUUGGAGAAAACCCAAACUUUCAUGAAAUACUUCCAUGAAAUGCUUAAGUGAUGAAGUUGAAACUCUGGGGUAUUUUAACAGUCAUAAAAACAUUUAUCAAUGCUAUCAGGAAGUAAUAAACAAUGUGGCCUUUUAAACUAAAUGCAGUCAUUCAUUUAGAUAAAGUUAGAUAAAUAUUCAUACCAAGAAGUACAUGUCACAGUUAUAUGUAAUAAAUAUGUAUCUACUUUAUGAGGAUUAAUCUAUGUGAAUUAAAAUCUUGGCAAAGACAAAUUGUAGAAUUGACAAUAUCUACUUCAAAAGUCAUUGCAGAAUAACAAAAGAUUCUAAAUGUUGCAUACACCAUGAUCUGAUCUAUAUAUACAGGGACAUGGUGGGAUUUAAGGCACAAAUAUUUCCUGCUAGAUAUACUGUAACAGAACUUACCAGUUGGUAUUUUAAACGCUUGAAAACGGAGUCGAAGGAAAACAAUUCGCGUUUCCUAUCUAUAAUCUGGAGACAUAUAGUCAAAGGUAGACAGUUGACCGCACGAGAUAUCCGUGAAGCGUGUGCAUUACAUUUAUAUACUAGCUGUAGGGACGGUACCCAUCCAAUGCUAAAUCGGAGGACCAUCGACAGAGGGAGAUUUUAGUUUCUUAUUUUAAUUGUGUGAGUUAAUUAAUAGAAGGUGAGAUUUACUAUUCUAUCAAACCAUAAUGUAUGAAUCGCAUAAGUUAUUGGUUGUAUUUUGAACUAACAAAAGUGAUUAAGACUUUUGUAUACACAAAGCAAGAGCCAGAAGCGGUAACAUUACAGAAUAUUUUUCUGUAAAAAUGUGAAUUAGGACAAAUCCAAAGUUAGUAAGCGUACCUAUUUCUUUCUAAGGUAAUUUUUCACUGCAUAUUCAAUCAAAUAUAUUUUUGUAACCAUACAUUUAACAAUCCAUUCUCUCUUUUAUUGCACAUGUACAUCAUGAACUUUGAUAUACCUAAUACAUGCUUUCCUCAGCAAGUUUCUGUUGAACAAGCUGCUGAAGAUAAAAGUGACAUUGCUUUUUCAAACGGUGCUUCAUUUUCUCCACUUAAUGUUGAAAGUGUCAGUUCAAAUAAUUAUCAACAAUUAAAAAGGAGACAUGUUACAUCUGGACAAAGUUUGGAAAAUGCACCAGGUACAAACGUGGUAGCAACAAAUCUACAUAGACCAACUAACCCAUCCAGGCACCCGGAAUAUACAGACUAUAGUCAAAGACUGAGGUCUUAUGCAAGAUGGACUUUAAGAAAUCCUGAUUCAGUUAGACUUUCUGAAGCUGGAUUUUUCUUUACAAAUCAGUAUGACUUGGUACGUUGUUUUCAAUGUGGUAUAGGACUUAAAGAUUUCUCGGAAGGAGACAAUCCAUUGAUGGAGCAUGUACGACAUUCUCCAAACUGUCAAUUUCUGGCCGAAUAUUUGGGAACUGAAAGAUUAUCUGCCAUUAAGAUCAAGUGCCAGACACUACAGCCAACACAGCAGUUAAUUACAAACACAGACUCGAACUUACAAUACCGGCAUCCCGAGUAUAAAACUAUGCAAGCCCGUCUUUCAUCUUUCGCUGGAUGGCCAGGACAUAUGAUUCAGACACCUCUGCAGUUGGCAGAGGCCGGACUCUAUUAUACUGGGUUUGAAGACCAAGUGCGUUGUUUCAUGUGCGACGGUGGAUUGCGGCGGUGGGACCCGGAAGAUGUUCCGUGGACAGAACAUUGUCGUUGGUUUCCGGAUUGUCCAUUUGUCAGGGAAAUGAAAGGCGAAGAAUUUGUAGCGCUUGUUCAAGCAUCAGCAAAUUAUACAAGUGGGGAAAAUGAAAACUCAACAAACGAGCAACAGGUGUUGGAUGGUCAAGAUAUUACAAAUACAAUGGAGCAGAUGUCACUGAGAGAUCCAGUGUUCAAAGCUGCUCUCCAGGAACAUAAAGACAUAUGUCUAGAAAUGGGCUUUCAGCGGACAGAUAUCAAUGACGCUGCAAAAGAGUUGAUAAAAAUGGGAAAUGUCAAACCGACUAUUGAUGAACUAUUAGACACAAUCGAGGUUCGCAAAGAAAGACAACUAAGAGAAAACGCACUAGCAAUGAAGCACAAUGAGACUCCUUUUGAGGAAAAUCAACGGUUGAAAAGUUUGAUUAUCUGCAUGACAUGCGGCAAAAACAACGUAAAUGUUCUAUUUCUGCCCUGUACGCACCAUCGAUUGUGCAUGGAGUGUGCAGAACCAAUGACAAAAUGUCCAGUAUGCAAAAUAUUCAUACGACAAAAGAUCCGGACAUACUUGGCAUAAAUCAAACCAGAAAGAAAUGUCGAGUUUUCAGCAAAAAUCAUUCUUUAUCUGACAUAUGUUUUCUAUUCAUAUGCCACCGACUCAACGUUGCUUUCUAGUUUGAUUUAUUCCAAGUAAGAAAAUAUGUGCAAAAUAGGACUUUGUUUAAUCUUUCGAAGCAUUUGCUCAUUUAGAUGAUUACGUGGUCCCAUCACUAUUAGUUUUUUUUCUAUUUCUAUAUACUUGUAUGAAUUUGUGUAAGUGAUAUGAUAAAAUGACAAAUACUGAAUAAAAUGCAAAUUACUGAUUCAUUUAUGAAUAGUUUCAUCUGUUUAUCAUAAUUCCAAGUACUGAAAGUCAAAUGCUUCAAAAUGAAGGAAAUUAAUUAAUUUAAUUUGGAAUAUUAUCUCACCUUUGUGUAUCUGUCUGUCAGCUUAUCUGUCAAAAGGUCAUUCAAUAAAGAGUUCAAGAACAUUAAUAUUUAUUUAUAAAGCACUACAUGAAUAUCGAUGUAUUAAAUAAAACACAAAUGCUGA